This is a messenger RNA of Vicia villosa (hairy vetch), 1047 nucleotides long. Its product is annotated as F-box/kelch-repeat protein At3g06240-like. Gene Ontology annotation, molecular function: protein binding. NCBI's taxonomy places the organism in Eukaryota, Viridiplantae, Streptophyta, Magnoliopsida, Fabales, Fabaceae. The coding region runs from base 1 to 1047 and encodes 348 amino acids. The record is from RefSeq and is a predicted model, not a curated record. The transcript has a single exon.
AUGGAGAACAGCGUGUUUCUGCCUUUUGAAUUGAUUAUCGAAAUUCUGUUGAGGUUACCGGUGAAGCCUCUAUUGCGUUUCAGAUGUGUCUGCAAAUCAUGGCUUUCUCUUAUUUCUAGUAAUAAUUUUGCUACUUCACAUUUUGAACAUGCUGCCACACACAGACGUCUCCUCAUAAAACGUUCUGCUCUUCAACCUUUAUCUAUAGAUCUUGAUUUUAUCCGUUCCCAACGUUGUGUUGAAGUUAGAGGUUGUUGUAGAGGGUUUCUGUGUUUCUACAAUGGCACACACAUCUAUCUAUUGAAUCCAUCCACCGGUUUGAUCAAACAAAUACCGGAUUCUCCUACAAUACUUAAUCAUCGUUACGAACUUCUUUCUGGUUUUGCAUAUUACCAGCCCACUGAUGAUUACUUGAUAGUUUCUGGGUUCAGCGAAGAUGAUGAUGCACCGGUAACUAGUCCAAUUAAAUUGAUGAUUUUCUCAUUGAGAGCUAAUAAGUGGAAACCAAUUGAGGUUGCUUCUCAUUUGCCUUAUAGGGAGACUUCUGUAGCGGAAUGUACCCCUAAAUGCGGGUUGUUCUUGAAUGGAUCUAUCCAUUGGAUGGUUCAUAAUUAUGAGACCUCAAAGAAUGUUAUUAUUGCCUUUGAUUUAAAGGAAAUGACGAUAUCAAAGAUAGCUCUGCCAGAUGAUUUUAUUUUCAGUUAUAGUCAUAAUUAUUCUAUAUAUUAUGAAUUGUUGGAAGUUAGAGGACUUAUCAGUGCAUGGGUGAAGGACCUGAAUACAGUAAAGAUAUGGGUGAUGCAAAAAUAUGGAGUUCACUCAUCUUGGACUAAGAUUAUUCAAUUUUCUCUCGAUCCUGUUUUGCACAAAGAUUUAUACAUAGCAUGCUUAACAAAGUGCGGUGAUAUUGUUGGAAUAAAUGAUGUAGAUGGAUUGGUGAAGUUGAAUGAUAAAGGACAGCUACUAGAGUCUCUGCUUUUUGACGGAUACGCAUUGGUCGUGUAUACAGAGUCUUUGUUUUCAUUCCCCGGCACCGGUCAAACUUAA